This is a messenger RNA of Anarrhichthys ocellatus (wolf-eel), 1627 nucleotides long. RefSeq names its product NME/NM23 nucleoside diphosphate kinase 3 (gene nme3). Gene Ontology annotation, molecular function: nucleoside diphosphate kinase activity. The record is from RefSeq and is a predicted model, not a curated record. NCBI's taxonomy places the organism in Eukaryota, Metazoa, Chordata, Actinopteri, Perciformes, Anarhichadidae. The transcript is spliced from 4 exons. Bases 270 to 866 code for a protein of 198 amino acids. Gene Ontology annotation, biological process: CTP biosynthetic process; GTP biosynthetic process; UTP biosynthetic process.
CUUCAAUGUACACACAGUACAUUUGUAUGUCAAAUGUAGGGUAACCUAUGAAGACCUGCUUCUACCACUGUUGUGUUAAAGUAUCUUAUAAUUUCGACUUUCUAUCUCAAAAUUUCUCUUUAUUUUUAUUUUUUUUUGCACUGCAAUGGUGCUGAGAAAAAGGUCACAGCGAGAGACCUGAAAGUGAUAUUUGUGAAUCUAAUAAUCACUCCUAAAACAUUUCUGGAGCUGCAUGUAGCUUUUGUGAAGUCAAAACUUGUGCGUGAACGAUGCUGCUUCCUCCAGUCUGUACCCAGACGCAUGCACGCUGCUCUAGGUUGCGAGUGGUGGCCGUCGUUGUUCACGGUAAACACUUGUUGAUUUUACCUUCAUCGUUGUCGGGUGUUAUUCCCGAUCCUCUAGGCUGGUCCGGUGUGAACGAGCGCACCUUUAUUGCCGUUAAACCAGAUGGCGUGCAGCGUAAACUGGUGGGAGAAAUCCUGCGUCGCUUUGAGAAGAGAGGCUUCAAACUGGUCGGCCUCAAACUGGUGCAGGCGUCUGAGGAUGUUCUGAGGGAACACUACUGGGACCUGAGGAGUAAGCCCUUCUUCCAGGGACUGAUGAGCUACAUGAGCUCUGGACCAAUCGUAGUAAUGGUGUGGGAGGGUUUGGACGUAGUCAAGACUGCACGUAAGAUGUUGGGAGAGACCAAACCUGCUGACUCGCUGCCUGGAACCAUCCGAGGGGAUUUCUGUGUGGAAGUGGGCAGGAACGUGAUCCACGGCAGCGACUCGGUGCCGAGCGCCCAGAAGGAAAUCUCUCUGUGGUUUAGACAGGACGAGCUUCACUGCUGGGAGGACAGCAGCAGCCACUGGAUCUACGACUGACGGUCCACACCAGCUGUGUGUCCUCCAUCCUGAUGUCAUUACAAGACGGAUCACACCUCAGAUACAGUCGUCUUUGGCUUUAAUAUCUUGUAGAGAUGCAAUUGUUCCCUAGAUUUUCUUUUUCAUAAAAUGUAUUUUUUAUCUCUCUGAACUGAGGUGAGCAAUAACUUUAUCAGUAACAUGACGGUGUGCUUCUGUUACAGUUUUCAUUGUAGUCUUUUAGUCCAGAAGCUUGUUUACAGUUUUCAAGCAAUAAGCUUGUAGUUCAUGAUCAUCGAGGGAUCACACAUCAGGGAACGGCCGCAUUUAAAUAAACCCUGAAGGUUCAUUUCUACAGGAAGCUUUAAUACCCAUGAAUAUUCAGGUGAUGUGCAAAGUAUUUUAAGUUACAUAACCAUUGUUUACCACCUCAAUGUGUUUUGCACACAUGUUUUUUCUUGUUAUGGUGAAAGAUCCGUCAAAAUAUACACGUUUCUCCUGUAAUCGUACUUCCAAUGAGAGCAAUCAACUAACACCAUUAUUGCCUUUCUACACACACGGUCCAGUUUCCUGCACUUUUAAAUAUUAAUUCUGUCAGGGUGUGAACCGGAUCACUUCACAGGAAUACUUGAACGUAAAGGGUAGACGUUUUAAAAUAAGAUGCUCAACAGGUUUUCGUGGCGAUUCCAAAGGCUCGUUUAUUUUGUUCUAUAAAAUUGUAAUUUGUGCUUUUCUAAAAUCCCAUGAUGCUGUAUGAAUUGUCAAACAAUAAAUCUGGUCAG